AUGCCCUCCGUCACCCACGAGAGGCUCCCCUCGGCCAAGAAGAGGAGGCGAGACGAUGACGAGAACUCCUACACCACGGGUAACAUCCAGAUCCCAUUCUCCCACCCAGCCCUCGACACCACGCGCGGCAUCCUGGCCGACAAGUCCUCGUACGCGAAUCCCACCAUGCUCCAGCCCUACCCGCCUACCCUGCGCAAGAUAAUACCCAUCGCCAUCAACAAGAAACAGCGCAUGUCCGUCUCCGAUGACGUUCACCACCGAGAAGACAUCCAUCACAGCAUGCGAGCCAAGUCAACCUCCCCGACUUCCGCUUCCCAUCAUCACCACAACCACCAGAAACAACAACACGCUUUGUUGUCCAAGAUCAAAUGUCUAGACCGGUGUCAUAUCUGCUUCCGAAAACCGAGCAAGAAAGCCGACUUGGAUUCGUACGCCGACUGCCAAGGAUGCGGCCAGCGCACAUGUUACGUAUGCAUGAGGCAGUGUCCUGGAUGGACGUCAAGUUUCCAUCACCAACGACAACAUCACCAAACCGGAGAACAAGAAGCGCAAGUGGAUGAUAUCCCUUUGGUGAGCUCGAGCCCCGAGAACUCGUUCACAAUGUUGGACGCGGACGCAGAGACGGAGGUGGACUUGGAUGAGAAGGAAAGCCAUAGGUCAAAACCGACACCUACUGGUUGGCAUGCCAACGGCCACCGAGAAACAAUAUGCGGCAAGUGUUGCGAGGAAAGAGGGGAUAACGGGGAUGUGGUGUGUUUCGGAUGUUUACCUUCGUUUGGGGGGUGA
This is a messenger RNA of Sordaria macrospora k-hell, 786 nucleotides long. RefSeq lists its product as uncharacterized. The record is from RefSeq and is a predicted model, not a curated record. Lineage: Eukaryota; Fungi; Ascomycota; Sordariomycetes; Sordariales; Sordariaceae.